AUGGGGCGAGCUACGGCGGGCAGCGCACGGCGGUCCCGGCGGGGCAGUCCGGCCGCCAGCAGCCCCCCCACGGGCCGGGGGCGCCGGAGCCGAGCAAAGAAAGCAGGCGGAGCCCCGGUCGGGCCGGGGACUCAGGCACAGCCCCCCGGCCCCUUCGAUCUAGGGGCGCAGAGCGGGCGCUGGGCCGCCUUCCAGGAGCGGCACCGGCUGAGCUGCGAGGAGGCGGCGCGGCUGCUGCUGGACGCCUAUGAAUACAGAGGUUUAGUCAAACACACAGGAGGCUGUCACUGCGGAGCCGUCCGCUUUGAGGUCUGGGCUUCAGCAGAUCUGCAUGUUUUUAACUGCAAUUGCAGCAUUUGCACAAAGAAACAGAACAGACAUUUCAUUGUCCCAGCGUCACGUUUCAAGCUGCUGAAGGGUGCUGAGAAUUUGACAACGUACACCUUCAACACACAUCGUGCCCAGCACACCUUCUGCAAGACCUGUGGUGUGCAGAGCUUUUAUACUCCUCGUUCUAAUCCAGAUGGCUAUGGAAUAGCCCCCCACUGUCUGGAUGAUGGCACUGUGCAGACCAUUGUCACAGAGGAUAUCAAUGGCAAGGAAUGGGAGAAGGCAGUGAAGGAACAUAAGACCAUCAGAGACAUGUCAAAACCCUGAUACACCCUUCCAGCAGCUGACCUUGGAGCACUGCCAUGGAACUGUAGUCUUGGCUUUCCUGGGUGAGGGCUGGGAAAAUCAGUAUCUGUUGUUAUCUGUUCUCUGUUUCUUAAAUAAACCUAUG
Molecule: messenger RNA, 781 nt
Organism: Indicator indicator
Lineage: Eukaryota; Metazoa; Chordata; Aves; Piciformes; Indicatoridae
Gene: CENPV
Product: centromere protein V
Exons: 5
Coding region: 1-657 (218 amino acids)
Molecular function (GO): carbon-sulfur lyase activity
Source: RefSeq, a predicted model, not a curated record